CAAGUAAAUAUGGCCGUCGUCAGACUCUUUAGCUGACAUUAAACUUUUUUUUUUCCGUCGAGUGUCUUUUAAGAUUUGCAGAUUUCCUGGAGUCACAUAAAGGCCAUUAAGUGAUAUUGUACACAUAUUAGAUUAUAUAUUUUGUUUAUUUUUAAAUUAAGCGUUAGUUGUUAUUUAUUUAGCCAAAAUAUCGUUAGCUUGUGUUUACAUGCUAGCCCGGCUAAUCCAGCUGUGUGUGAGAAUCAAAGCGCAUCUGAGUGAAUCUUCUGGUCGAUAAAUCGCUGAUUAUUUUUUAAAGAAAUGCGAAUUUGAGAUGGUUCAGUUGUUUUUGGUGAAGCGGUGAUACCUGGCGGCGUUACCAUACGGAUCACCUGGGAACAGUUUGGUCAUGAGUGCCCCCUGAGUACCCCCCCAGGUGUGCUAAAAUGGCCGGUGAGCUUUAUGCUGCUAAGAAGUUGCCCUCUGUGGCGGCGACGGCUACGGCGGUGCAGCAGUACCAACAGCAGAACAUCAGCAACAACAACACAGUUCAGGGCUGCAACUGGCAAGGUCUCUAUCCCACCAUCAGAGAGAGAAACGCAGUCAUGUUCAACAACGAGCUGAUGGCAGACGUACACUUCGUGGUCGGCCCUCCCGGGGGCACACAAAGAGUCCCGGGGCACAAGUACAUCCUGGCUGUCGGGAGCUCUGUGUUCUAUGCCAUGUUCUACGGGGAGCUGGCAGAGGAUAAGGAUGAGAUCCGCAUCCCAGACGUGGAGCCACAUUCCUUCCUGGCCAUGCUCAAAUACAUCUACUGUGAUGAGAUAGACCUGUGUGCGGACACUGUUCUGGCUACGCUGUACGCUGCCAAGAAGUACAUGGUUCCUCACCUGGCACGUGCCUGCGUGGCGUUCCUGGAGACCAGCCUGAGCGCACGCAACGCCUGUGUGCUGCUGUCACAGAGCUGCCUGUUCGAAGAGCCGGAGCUGACGCGCCGUUGCUGGCAGGUGAUCGACGCCCAGGCUGAGCUUGCUCUGCGCUCUGACGCCUUCUGUGAUAUCGAUCUGCGUACGCUGGAGAGCAUCCUACGGCGCGAAACUCUCAACGCGAGCGAGACAGUCGUUCUGGAGGCGGCGCUCAGCUGGGCAGAGGCCGAGUGCCAACGGCGUGAACUGCAACCAACUGUCGAAAACAAGAGGUUGGUGCUGGGCGACGCUCUGUACCUCAUCCGUGUCCCAGCAAUGUCACUGGAUGAGUUCGCCAAUGGUGCGGCGCAGUGCGGCCUGCUCACGCUAGCUGAGACCAACGCCGUCUUCCUGUGGCACACGGCAGCUAACAAACCUGAGCUGCCCUUCGUCAGCCAGCCGAGGAAGGGCCUGACUCCUCAGCGCUGCCACCGCUUCCAGUCAUGUGCCUACCGUAGCAACCAGUGGCGUUACCGUGGACGCUGUGACAGCAUUCAGUUUGCUGUGGACAGGCGCGUCUUCAUUGCCGGGUUCGGCCUCUACGGCUCCAGCUGCGGCUCGGCCGAAUAUCAGGCCAAGAUUGAGCUCAAGAGACAGGGAGCCACGCUGGGCCUCGCCGUCGUCAAGUAUUUCUCGGACGGCUCCAGCGGCACGUUCCCCGUGUUCUUCGAACACCCUGUGCAGGUGGAGCCUGACACGUUCUACACAGCCAGCGUGGUGCUGGAUGGCAAUGAGCUCAGCUACUUCGGCCAAGAAGGAAUGACCGAGGUGCAGUGCGGGAAGGUCACCUUCCAGUUCCAGUGCUCCUCGGACAGUACCAACGGCACCGGAGUGCAGGGGGGGCAGAUACCUGAGCUCAUAUUUUAUGCCUGAGAGACUUCUUACCUGUAAGCUCUGCAGGGUCGCGUGACAAUCCUCUAGAGGACACCAGCUUGUACAGAUAUACCUUCAUGCCAUAGUUGUGGUUACUGUGUUGUAACAACAGGCAGGGCAUUUUCACAGAACAGUUUUCCCCUUAUACAUCACUGUUCAUGCUUGUAGUGGUGUAUCAGUGGCAAAUCUGUAACUGCAGCAUCAGACCUGGAUUUCUGAUGGCUUGUUGCCAUGUUCCACUUAAACUUUACUUGGGUUAGAUUCAGAAGGUGCUGGGGGGUGUUUAAACUCACCAUGCUGAGGUAUAGAGGGGUGUUUUAACUCACCAUGCCGAGGUAUAGAGGGGUGUUUGAACUCGCCAUGCCGAGGUAUAGAGGGGUGUUUGAACUCACCAUGCCGAGGUAUAGAGGGGUGUUUGAACUCACCAUGCCGAGGUGUCGAGGGGUGUUUGGACUCACCAUGCCGAGGUGUCGAGGGGUGUUUGGACUCACCAUGCCGAGGUAUAGAGGGGUGUUUGGACUCACCAUGCCGAGGUAUAGAGGGGUGUUUGGACUCACCAUGCCGAGGUAUAGAGGGGUGUUUGAACUCACCAUGCCGAGGUAUAGAGGGGUGUUUGAACUCACCAUGCCGAGGUGUCGAGGGGUGUUUGAACUCACCAUGCCGAGGUGUCGAGGGGUGUUUGGACUCACUACACGGAGGUGUUGAGGGGUGUUUAAACUCCAUACUCAGAGGUAUAGAGGGGUGUUUAAACUCACCAUGCCGAGGUGUUGAGGGGGGUUUAAACUCACUAUGCGGAGGUAUAGAGGGGUGUUUAAACUCACCAUGCUGAGGUGUUGAGGGGUGUUAUACUGACUGGCAGCUAGCACACGUUCAGUCACACUAGAGACAUCACUAGCAUGACAAUCACCAGCGCUCCCUCAUCACCACGACCUGAGCAGACAACACUAGAUGUUGUUAUAAACCUUACAUUUUAAACGUUACACACGAUUGCCUUAUUAGUUAGUUUACCCACUGUAACACACUCCGGUACGGCCAACAAACCACAGCCACGCCUUUUACUAACACUAAACGCAAACUCUACAGCGUCCCUUUCAGUUCACAGCUUUUUUAAAAGAUGCCACCGAGGCGAAUUACAAUAAAACACAAAUGUGAGAUCGUCUGAAAGGAAAUGUUUCAAAUCUCACGUUUAUUUUUUCUGUCUAUAAGAACAUUUAAGAAUGAAGAACAGCAUCGCUAACAGAGCUAGAAAGCAUGUUUGCUAGCUAGCUUAACAAUUUUGCAUCGUUCUCAUUUGACAUACGCAGCUAAUCACUGAACCAUUUCCUCUCCAGCGAGUUUAUCUGCGCUAGUCUUUUAACGGAGGAAGGUUUCAGAGAUGAUGCUAAUCAUGCGAUAUACUAAUCACAUCUUGUUAGUGAUCGAGCUUUAGGGAUUUCCGUCUGUAUAUCAGAACUCUGCCAUAUUACCGUGCCGUUCGUUUGUGGUUUUGUGGAUUAGCUUCAGCAGCACCAGACAGGUGCUUAAAAAAAACAAUUAAAGUGCUAAAAUUCACUUGCCAAUUUCUACCGUGGCGUCUGGAGCCAUCAAGCAGCCGGACUCUGUGUCAGUUUCUGCAUCGUGCCUUGUGUUUCUGGUUCGCUAGCAAGAAAAUGGCUGACUGGUUUCUGAAAACGCAGAAUAUGAAAGCAGCUUGCAACUCGGUAAUAACACUAAACAAAAAACAAAUAAAUGAAGUAGCCGCUAGGCCGUAUUCAGUCCGAGUAAACGUUUGCCGUUAGUCAUUUUUUCGUACACAUUAGCAUACAUUCUGCUGGGUAAGUGCUUAUUUUAUGAAAUGGAUACUUGAUCAUCUUUUAUACUUGAUGUGCUAGAUGUUGUCGUGUAUCAGAUGUGUGCUGCACACACUCGCCGUCCUCACUGUAGGCUUUCUCUUGCUCAGUGAGCUUUGUUCUCCGAACAUUGUUUUAUGACAAAGAGCUCCGAUUGUUGAAAAAAAAAUAAAAGCCAGCACUUUUUCCAUUGUUUAUCGAAGGGCUUGAUGAUGUGUCGUGCUGCUCGUCACAUUGUUCCUCACUUUACUCGUGCUUUGAUAUUUUUGGACUUUUCACUGGUGAAGAAGUGACUCUUGUUACUGUAUCUAUUUUUUGGGGGUUGGGGGGGAUAUUGCCUACUGCGUCUUUAAUCACAGUGAAUACACACACAAUCUGAAAUAAACUCAGUUCACACA
Hemibagrus wyckioides is the source of this 4044-nucleotide messenger RNA. It is a transcript of the gene btbd3a, whose product is annotated as BTB (POZ) domain containing 3a. Gene Ontology annotation, molecular function: protein binding. Lineage: Eukaryota; Metazoa; Chordata; Actinopteri; Siluriformes; Bagridae. Gene Ontology annotation, cellular component: cytosol. The transcript has 5 exons. The record is from RefSeq and is a predicted model, not a curated record. Gene Ontology annotation, biological process: neurogenesis; cerebral cortex development; dendrite morphogenesis. Bases 426 to 1817 code for a protein of 463 amino acids.